Diatraea saccharalis (sugarcane borer) is the source of this 2942-nucleotide messenger RNA. Lineage: Eukaryota; Metazoa; Arthropoda; Insecta; Lepidoptera; Crambidae. The record is from the annotation of a GenBank genome assembly.
CUAGUGUAAAACACGAUAUUGUCAGCAAUUCACAUUAUAGGUACUGUAAGUUGUUUGAGUAAAUGAAAUUAACCUGGUUCUAAUUAUUAAAUUAGAUAGCUAUUUAACUCUUUCAUUAUUUAAUAAUUUCAUUUUAACAGAUCCCGAACUCAUCAGAGGAUUAUGCAGACACACAAUCUAAAAUGCCAAUUAGACCCCUUGUAUUAACUGAACCAAUCGGAUCCGUGAAAGUCCUGCAAAACAAUACUGUCCAAGUAAACCUCAUCCAUAUGAAUAACACAGAAGAUCCAAUUCAUCUUCUUCUAAGCAGUGACAACGGAGAGACAUUCAAAGACAUAGAACUCAAAUACUCCAACCUAAUAUUGAAUUUAGAAGGUGGUAAAGACUACAUAUUGAAAACUAAAGAGACUGGAACUAAAUUCAACUUUACUAUUACGGCAACUGACGCUGGAGCAAAUGAAGUGGCAGAUGAAGAUGCGAAUGUUGCAACUAAGGUUGGUUGCUAUCACGAUGGGACUUUUUACGCUGUCGGUGAGGAAUUCCGUAUCGGUUGUACAGAGCUCUGCGAGUGUACAGGGCAAGAUCAGAAGGAAUGUGCAGCGUUACUGUGCCCCGCGCAUGUGGGACUUGAGUUAGUGUCUAAGGGCUGUGUACGCUGGGCACCCCCGGCUCCUGCUCAACCACCUAACUGCUGCCCUCGAACUGCGCGUUGUCUCAGCAAUGGCACCUGUCACUACAAAGGAGUCCCUGUCCCUAACUGGAGUGAAGUACCUAUUGAGCUGACCGGAUGCGAACAGAGAUGUUUCUGUGAAAAUGGGGAAUUGGAAUGUCAAGAGACUUGUACGCCGUUACCUCCUGUCCCUCCGCAAACGAUGCGCUGUCCUCCGAUGCAUCGACCGGCACCAGUAAACAUUUCAGAUGAUGACUGCUGCAAGCAAUGGGGUUGUAUACCGCAUGCUGGCAGUAACAAGACGACUCAUAAGACUUUCACAAUGCCGAUUUUGGAUAUCAUGAAUUACAUAACACCCAUUGCUCCCAUUUUACCGACUAUAAGCACAUCCGUUUUACCGACUCCACCAAUGACAACCAACCCUUCAGAAUUUUAUAGACAUUUAAACACGAUCAAAGUGGUUCCUAAAUUUGUAAAAACUCCCACACCCACAUUAAACGAUAUUCCAAAGUAUUCCAUAAAUUCACUUUACAAACACAAUCACGGUGACAAUAUCACAGUAUUUGCAUUAGAAGACGCAAACGUGCCGGUAAAAAACAUUUAUCCAGACUCUUCUUUUACUGACACUAAUUGGAACUUACCCUCAUUAAAAUCACAUGACUCAAUUCAUGUAGAACCCAUUAAAAUUCCUGUACAUGUAGACAAAAUAAUACAAAGUCACUCUCACCGUCAUAACUCAUUUGUACCGUCUGAUAGUAAAAUGCACGAUAUGAUACAACAAACUGCAGUUCAUCCAUCACAUGAAAUACAAUCCUCGGAUAUACCUAAGGCGGUUUAUAAAAACGAUCAUGAAAAAAUUAUAAAAGUCCCUAUAUCAGAAAUGGAGCAUUUCAAUUACUUUGUACCGAUCAUGGAACGAAAGCCUGAAAUUCUUUCUUAUAUUAAUGAUGAAUUCAGACCCACUCCUCGUAUAGCUUCGUUGAAAUCGACACAGAGCCUUUUUAAGCCCAUUGUGGAAAAUGAAACUACUCCAAGUUCGUCCAAAAGUAUGCAACGACCACAUACUUAUGAUAGCAUCGCUCGCGAACCCAUACAAGUGUCUCGAAGUAAACAUGUUACGAUAUUACGUAAUAAAGAUUUGAAAUCACUCAAAGCAGCAGAAAAUAAUCAACUAUGGACCGAAACUACCAAAACACACUUACUGACUAAAGCCCCUAAUCCUUACGAGACAGUUCUAUUACGCGCAGUCCCAAAUGCUAAAAUAGACAUAUUAUCUAACUAUGAUCGCGAAUCAAAAUCUCCCAGGAUUGCAGAGAAAACCUAUUCAACGUUAGAUCUAGAGCAUCUUCUGAGUCAAAUGGAAGUGGAGUCAGAAGUAAAUAGAAAUCUCGGACGUUCAGCAGAUAAAAGUCGAGAUGUGGCAGGUCAAAGUCCAGAAUCUGCCUUAACAACGAAUCCACCUCACAUGCCCAGUUUUCUGCCAACCAUUCCCCCCGAGAUUCAUUUCCCUCAAGAAGACCUAUCUGACUAUGAUCAAAACAAUAUCCAUAGACCAGUCAAUACCUUGCCUGGUCUACCACCUGGUUUGUCGCCUGGUAUUCAUGGUCCUUCAUCCUUCGGUGACAACAAUAAGAAGCUAUCAGUUAUAUCGCUACAAGCGGAUUCUCCUACCAGCGUAAUGAUGCUAUUUGGUUUGCCACCGGUAUUAGUCGGCCUGCGGGGAAGAGUUGAUUUAAGAUACACUGACAAAGCUGACGAGGAUGUCUCCCACUGGUUCUCUCAAGUAUUUGCGCCAGCGGACGAGGUACUCAGCACGCCUCGGUUAGAGUUCAGACUGACGGGUCUCAAACCAUCUACAAUGUAUAAAGUAAGAGGCAAACUUUACCUUCACAACCUUCCUGUGGAACCUGAAAGUGAAAUCUAUACUGUUCGAACUCAAGACUUACCUACUGUAACGCCUGUCGAAGAAAAGCGUAGAGAGAUUGACAGCAAAUUGACUGUGGUAGAUUUUAACGAUACCAGUGCUCAUGUCAGUUGGCGGCACUUCUCCGAGGAGGAGCUACAGUUCAUUGACGGUAUUCAAGUUAGAUUGUUUAAUAUAAAGAUACCGUUAAGUUACAACCAUACAACUUAUUGGCGUGCUUCGAAGUAUCUAAAACAAGACAUACUACAUUUCAAAUGGGUGCGAGAAUUAAUAAGAAGUCCAUUUCCACGUUCAUUGAUGAUCGUCGUUGCUAAAGUUAAUGCUGUUUCUGUGUCUACAACAUUUUAA